Sinocyclocheilus anshuiensis is the source of this 1147-nucleotide messenger RNA. RefSeq names its product G-protein coupled bile acid receptor 1-like. Lineage: Eukaryota; Metazoa; Chordata; Actinopteri; Cypriniformes; Cyprinidae. The record is from RefSeq and is a predicted model, not a curated record. The transcript is spliced from 2 exons. Gene Ontology annotation, biological process: G protein-coupled receptor signaling pathway. Gene Ontology annotation, cellular component: plasma membrane. The coding region runs from base 119 to 1147 and encodes 342 amino acids. Gene Ontology annotation, molecular function: G protein-coupled bile acid receptor activity.
CGUGACAUGACCCUAUAGUGAUGAAGACCUGAGUUUAAGUUUAAUCUUCACUUCAAGCCAAGCUGACAAAAGGUUUAUCGGAUUUCAGAAUGGAUGUUUGGUGUGGAAAGUCGCAGUAAUGGCUGCGGUGAUGCAAAACAUCUCCGGGAGCAAUGUGGAGGCCCAGCUGAUCUAUGCCAUCACGCUGCCCGUCUCCUGUGCCAUCAUCCUGAUCAACCUGCUCAUCAUCCUGUGCAUCACCUGCAACCGGCAGCUUCACAACUCACAGAACUACUUCUUCCUGAGCCUGCUGGUGGCCGACAUGUGCACCGGCGUGGUGCUUCCCUUCAUCCCCUGGAUGGGCCUAAACCGCCCUCUCAGCUUCUCGUCCUGCCUGCUGGUGCACAUCUUUCCCAACUUUCUGUUCCUGGCCUUUCUCUUUAACCUGGUGCUGGUGCACUACGAGCGUUACAGGAGCAUCGUGAGUCCGCUUCAGCGCGGACAGCUCUGGCUGCAUCGGCGGUUCGCUCUGCCGCUGCUGGCUGUGUGGAUGCUGCCGCUGCUGUUUGCACUGUUGCCUGCCUUUGGCUGGAACAACAAGGCUAUUCACGAUCGGAAUGAGUGCUGUCCAAUAACUAAUAGCACGGUGCGCUCUAACUGUGUAGCGCUGUCUGGAGAGCGUUGCUGUACAUACCGCAGUGUCUUUCCUAACGCUUUCAUCUAUUUGGAAGUAUAUGGUCUACUGGCACCCGCCAUCCUCUCCAUCGCUGCCAUGACGUGCCGGGUGCUGUGGAUCACACGAGAACAACUGAGGGACAUCCAGCGUCUGCAGCGAGCCGUAGCAAACAGGGAAUGCAGACGGAGAAUGGAAAUGCGUUACGCUUGUUGUGUGGCAGCCGUUUCCCUUGCCUUCCUGACCUGCUGGGUGCCCUACAUCGUUUACACCCAUGUAGGUGUGGAGUUUUUGCUCCGACGGGGAGGAAAGAGCAAUCGCACUGGCCACAUUGUGCUAUCCUGUGUUGGCAUCGGGGGCAUUGCUGUCGUGCCUCUGCUUUUGGGACUCGCCAACAGGGAGUACACAGAUCCGGUCAAGAAACUGUUCCGCAAACUGCGGCACCGCUACAGAAAUACAAGUGUGCAAAUGGACACUAGCCUUCAAUUCAGUUGA